Messenger RNA from Funneliformis caledonium, 683 nucleotides. The record is from the annotation of a GenBank genome assembly. NCBI's taxonomy places the organism in Eukaryota, Fungi, Glomeromycota, Glomeromycetes, Glomerales, Glomeraceae.
AUGAUGAAUCUGAAAUUGACAGUGAAGUUGAAGAAGAGCAAAUCAAGAUAGGCCCUGUAAAGAAACCUAGAGUAUCGGAAAUACUUCCUGGAGUCAUGCAAACUAUACCACAUAUCCCCGUCGCUUCUUAUAUGAAUCCUACGUAUAUAGCGCCUUCUAUUGAGCCAAUAACACCUAAAAUUGUACCACCGGUACUUUCUGAUGCAUAUUCUAACCAACCUCCAACUUUAGAAUCGCCAGUACAAUAUCCUUCAACUUCAAAAUCUGAAGUAUACACCAAUUCAUUUCCAACUGAAACCAAAUCAGAGGAAACUGCAAAUUCACUAGUUCAACAAGCAGAAUCACCACUAAAUUGUAUAACGUUAGAAGAAAUUAAUAGUAAUAAGAUGCUAGAAGAUGGAUUGAACAAGAUAUCGGCAAUGAAAAAUUACGAACCUGGACGACCCAAUUCAACUUUAUAUAUUAAGAAUUUGGCCAAAAAGAUAAAAAAAGAAGAUCUAGAAUAUAUCUUCGGGAGAUAUUUCCAUUCUAAAAGUCAAAUGGAUAUCCGAUUACACUCGAGAGGACAAGCGUUCGUAAUAUUUUCGGAUGAAGAAACGGCAUCUCGGGCUUUAAAUGAGGUUCAUGGUUAUAUUUUACAUAAUAAACCCAUGGUUAUUCAAUUCAGUAAUAAAAUUUCUUGA